Molecule: messenger RNA, 2146 nt
Organism: Durotheca rogersii
Lineage: Eukaryota; Fungi; Ascomycota; Sordariomycetes; Xylariales; Xylariaceae
Product: voltage-dependent anion channel-domain-containing protein
Exons: 3
Coding region: 292-1632 (446 amino acids)
Biological process (GO): malate transmembrane transport
Cellular component (GO): membrane
Molecular function (GO): malate transmembrane transporter activity
Source: RefSeq, a predicted model, not a curated record
GGCAGGACAUACCACAUAUCGCAUACCACAUCGCAUAUCGCGUCCCACGCAAAACACACCACCCAUCUUAGGUAACGCACCACCUCCCUCCCUCAUCGGCGGCAUCCCGGGCCUCAGCGCCUUAAACCCUCUGCUACGCCUCGCCAACAUUUAAAUCCUCUCACGAGUCCCCCAACCUCUCCUGGAAAAAUAGAAUAGAAAUAUUACAAAAACGAGAAAGAACUCUCAUCGUAGCCACAACCGGCCAUUUCUCUCUCCUAUUCCUCACGACAACCCGGCAUUCUGCAGCAAAUGCGAUGCGCGAGUAACACCUCUAGACCAGCCAGCAUGGGUCAACCACCAGAACCCUCGGCGUCGUCCAGCUCGUCGUCGUCGUCGUCGUCGUCGUCCAGUUCGUCGAGUAGCUUCGUUGAGCCGCCGGACGACAGCGGCGACGAGACCAGGGAGGGCCGGUGCGGCUUCGUGCCCAAGUUCCUCGACCGCCUCGAGCACUUCACCUGGGCCAACUACACCUUCCCCAUGGCCACGGGCGGCAUCGCCCUCUUGUUGGCGGAGAAGAACCAGGGCUUCGCGUUCCCGGGCCUGCAGACGAUCGGCAAGGUCUUCUACCUCCUCGCCCUCGUCGUCUUCGUCCUCGUCACCGCCGCCAUCACUUACCGCUUCGUGCGUUUCCCCGGCACCUUGCGCGCCUCCGUCACCCACCCGACCGAGGCUCUCUUCCUCGGCACCUCCACCCUCAGCGCCGCCUCCCUCAUCUCCGGCAUCGCCCACUACGGCAUCCCCGCCUGCGGGCCCUGGCUCGCCGUCGCCUACCGCGUCGUAUUCUGGAUCUACUUCGCCGUCACCUUCGUCAUCGCCGUCGGCCAGUAUUCCCUCCUCUUCACCUCCCCGCUCCUGCGCAUCCAGGACAUGACGCCCGCCUGGGAUCUGCCCAUGUUCCCCUUCAUGCUGUCCGGCACCGUCGCCGCCACCGGGGCCGCCUUCCAGCCCCCCGAAGGAGCAAUCUCCAUGAUCGUCGGCGGCCUAACUGCUCAGGGCCUCGGAAUGUGCGUCUCGAUCAUGAUGUAUGGUAUCUACGUGCGUCGUAUGAUUCAAUGGGGACUUCCGUCGCCAAACUCACGGCCGGGCAUGUUCAUCGCAGUCGGCCCACCGGCUUUCACGAGCCUCGCCAUCAUCGGGCUCGCGAACGACUUCCCGGAGCACUACGACUACUUCGGGCCGGACGCGACGACGGUGCAGGUGCUGCGGGUGCUGGCGACGACGGCGAGCAUCUUUGUCUGGUCGCUGAGCCUGUGGUUCUUCUGCAUCUCGGUAGUGGCGAACCUGGCCGUGCGGCAGCACCUCACCUUCCACCUCAACUGGUACGCGUACGUGUUCCCCAACGUCGGCUUCGCCAUCUCCACCACCGCCCUCGGCCACAACCUCCACAGCCCCGCCGUCCGCGCUGUCGGCAGCGCCAUGACCGUCCUGCUUGUCGCCAUGUGGUUGUUCGUUCUCGCCCACCACAUCCGUGCCAUCGCCCGGUGCGACAUCCUCGCCGACGGCAAGGACGAGGACGUCUACGUCAACGAGAAGCGCCACGAGCACGUCAAGCCGCCUAAGAGCGGCUCCGACAUCGAGAAGGAGGCUUGAGCGAGCCGGGCAGCGCAGCCCUCUCACUCCACUCUACUCUCCUUCCUCCCUCCCUCCUUCCUCUCCUAUUAUUAUCUGUGCUACCUCGCCAUCUCUACUCCUUAUCACGGCCACCGCCAGAUAAUAAUAAUAAUAAUAACAAUAAUACUACCGCUACUACCACUGCCGCCAAAAGCUACCGCUCGGCGACGAAACGCCGCCGCCCGCCACAAAAAAGAAGGGCGGAAUAAAAAGGAGAUUGGAUUUUAGCGAACAGUUACGAAAUGUCACGAGAUCACGACCGGACAUGGAUACGAUACCAACUAGACGGACUGGCACCCUGAUCAUAUCAUGUCUUAGACGGUGGGACUGGAAACGGAAAAUCGAAAAUGGGGGCUCUGGUUCUUUUUCUUCUUCAGGCCUUCCGCGACGGCUCUAUAUAGGUAGGUAAUUUGAAACGAGCCCUGGCCUGAGAUAUGUAUGUAUAUAUAUAUAUAUAUAUAUAUGUAAUGCCUAAUUCUUGAAUAAAAAGCGC